AUGGACGAAAUAUAUGAUGUUUGUGUUCUUGGAACAGGCUUGAAGGAGAGUAUCUUAAGCGGCUUGCUCUCACAAAGCGGCAAGAAGGUACUUGUAAUGGAUCGUAACCCCUACUACGGAGGAGAGUCAGCUUCGUUAAACCUAACGAACCUGUACAAAUACUUCAAAAGAGAAUCUACGCCUCCCGAAUCAUUUGGAGUUAAUCGAGAUUGGAAUGUUGAUCUAAUACCCAAAUUCGUUCUGGCAGGAGGGAAGCUAGUAAAAAUUCUUAGAGCCACCGAAACAUCCCAGUACCUGGAAUGGCAAGUUUUGGAUGGAAGCUACGUGUAUCAGCACCAGAAGGGGAACUUUUUGUACAGCGAGAAGUUCAUUCACAAGGUCCCAGCAUCUGACAAAGAAGCUCUUUCAUCACCAUUGAUGGGUUUUCUCGAAAAAAACAGAUGCCAUAACUUUUAUAAAUUUGUUUUUAACUUUAAUGAAAGGGACAAAAGUACGUGGAAGAAUCAUAAUCCGUUCCUGGAGUCCAUAACUGCGUAUUACAAACAUUAUGGACUGGAAGAAAACACGAUAGACUUUUUGGGCCACGCAGUAGCACUUUACACUAACGACGACUACCUAAAACUGCCUGCCUGUGAGCCAAUAAAAAAGAUGAAACUUUAUAUGGAGUCACUAAUGAGAUUUGGAUCAUCACCAUUCAUAUACCCCGUAUAUGGUCUGGGAGGGAUUCCUGAGGCAUUUUCCCGAAAAUGCGCAAUUCAUAGAGGAACAUUUAUGUUAAACAAGCCAGUUAAGGAGUUUAAGUUUGAUGAAGAUGGAAAAGUCUGUGGAGUAGUGACAGCGGAAGGGGAACUUGCAAGAUGUUCAAUGGUAGUAUGUGAUCCAACAUACUGUCUGGAACUGGCACCAGAAAAGGUUAAAAGCACAGGAAAAGUAAUAAGAUGCAUCUGCAUAUUAAGUAAUCCGAUUCCAGAGACAAAUAAUGCAUCUUCAUGUCAAAUUAUAAUACCUCAGAAACAACUUAACCGUAAACACGACGUGUAUGUAACUCUGGUUUCAUACUCGCACGGGGUCACGAGUAAAGGAAAAUUCGUAUGUAUCAUAUCAACAACAGUUGAAACAAAUGAUCCCGUCUCAGAAAUAACCCCAGCGUUGGGAUUGAUUGGGAAGGUGGAAGAACACUUCAUCAACAUCUCAGACAUAUACGUACCAACCUCGAAAGAGUGUAAAGACAAUAUCUUUGUAACUGAGUCCUAUGAUGCCACCUCGCAUUUCGAGUCCGCAUCCAACGAUGUGCUUAAACUAUGGAGAGAAAUGACGGGCAGUGAAUAUGAUCUGUCGAAGGUGGACGUAAGAUUAGAUCUGAUGUAA
Molecule: messenger RNA, 1368 nt
Organism: Theileria annulata
Lineage: Eukaryota; Apicomplexa; Aconoidasida; Piroplasmida; Theileriidae
Product: rabgdi protein, putative
Exons: 9
Coding region: 1-1368 (455 amino acids)
Biological process (GO): protein transport; vesicle-mediated transport; small GTPase-mediated signal transduction
Cellular component (GO): cytoplasm
Molecular function (GO): Rab GDP-dissociation inhibitor activity
Source: RefSeq, a predicted model, not a curated record